This is a messenger RNA of Wyeomyia smithii (pitcher-plant mosquito), 2252 nucleotides long. RefSeq names its product thioredoxin-related transmembrane protein 1. The transcript is spliced from 3 exons. NCBI's taxonomy places the organism in Eukaryota, Metazoa, Arthropoda, Insecta, Diptera, Culicidae. The coding region runs from base 321 to 1328 and encodes 335 amino acids. The record is from RefSeq and is a predicted model, not a curated record.
GCGAGCGACCCCGCCGUCAUCCAUAUAAUAGAAUCAUCAGUCAUCAUUGCAUAUCGCAUCAGCAUUUGAAAAAGAAAGAAGACGAAGCGGAUCAUUUGACGUAUCACUCCGUACAUUUUCCAUCAAGAGCAUUCGCCGCGAGUGCAAAACCUGUAAAACACGAGAACGAAAAGAAGAUCAACUUUUUUUCUUCCUUUCUCCUAGAUUGAGUGAAAAAAUUAUCCACGUUUUCCUGCGCUUCUCCUUGUUUGGGUGUUGUUUGUGCUGCAAAAGUGAAGCUUCGUGAGGAAAAAUCCGUUUUCGCAGAAACAGCGCUUGGAAUGGUUCAGCCUACCGGAAUUGCCGCCCUGCUGGCAGCUGUUUUAGGCUGCUGGCUGCUUAGUCCACAGGCGGCUGCAGCUGCAGCUGCUAAAUCGAAUGUCAUUGAACUAGACGAGAGCAACUGGGACCGGAUGCUGACCGAGGAAUGGCUGGUGGAAUUCUACGCUCCCUGGUGUCCGGCAUGCAAAAGUCUUGCGCCCAUUUGGGAUGAUCUGUCCACCUGGUCCGAUGAUUUGAACAUUAAAACUGCCAAAGUCGAUGUGACCACUUCACCCGGUCUCAGUGGACGCUUCUUUGUAACCGCUUUGCCCACCAUUUUCCACGUUCUGAACGGUGAAUUCCGUCAGUACAAAGGAACACGCGAUUUGAACUCGCUGAUGACCUUCAUCGAAGAGAAAAAAUGGCAAAACCUGGAACCGAUCUCCGGUUGGAGCGAGCCUGAUUCACUUCUGAUGUCGCUGGUUUCACAGUUUUUCAAAUUGUCUCAUUUCUUGAAAGUAAGUAGAGCUUACCUGAAGGAAGUUAAUGUUAUGUUGUCGAAGGAAUAUGGCCUGCCGGCUUGGGGAUCGUAUGCCCUGUUUGCUAUCGGCACAAUCCUACUAGGAGCUAUUCUUGGGUUGAUACUGGUUUGCAUAAUCGAUUUUAUGUUCCCACCAAAAUCUGCCCAGCGGAAGAGCUUUUCGGAACAUAAACAAAGCUUGAAACACGAACAGGGUCACGAAGAGCUAAAAGGUGACGAGUUGGAAGACGAAGAUGAACAGGAGCAGGACAAGGCAGGACAGGACGACGAGCAGGAGGAGGAAGAGGAAGAAUCGUCCGAAGGUGAAAAGUAUUCCGGAUCCGACUCCGACGAAGCACCGGAAAGCGAACGAAAAGGUGAAAAUGAACCACAAACCAAGCCGUCAGCUCCACCUGCUGAGCCGGAAAAGCCAGAGGAAGAAACCGACAAAAAAGAUACCGCCGGAAGUCCGGAUGUUCGAAAACGCAAACCACGGAAAGCGGAUUGAAUGCCCAACGACGCUACUGAUGUUCAACUGAAAGGUAAGAAACCAACCUUAUGAAGAUAGGGUGAACACUUUUGUUUUAUCACGUGUAUUAAUUAUUGAAACGUUGAUUUGAGACGGAAAAGUAAAAAUAAUACAAGCGCUCAAAAAUGUCAACUUGAAGAGACUUAUUACACCAAGUGAAAGGAGAAGAGAGGGAAGAAAGAGAAAAGAUCACUUGAGUUAUUCGUAAUAAUCCGCGAUAAGCGAGGUAAACAGAAUAAUGAGCAAACUGUUUGCGCAUAAAUAGCACUAAUUGAUAGGAGCAAAAAGUGAAUUACUCACUUUGAAAGAUGUUUCAUAUUAAUCUAUUAUCAAAACACAAGUCAAGCGUCGUUAGUUAAUGACAACCUCUGUAAGCAUUUAAAUACUAGGUUUUCUAUCAAAUAUGUAAACGGUCGUCAAAUUCCAUCAACAAAACGAAACUUUCCUUCAUUUCUACUGAGUGAUACUAACCAGUAAAUUCCUUUCUUCUUUCUGUAUUAAAGUAUAAGUUUUUAACGUCAGUUUUUAUAUAAAGUGUGUCUAUUUGCCUUUUUAUUUUCAUUUAUAUCUCUAAACAUUAUAUUAAAUAAAACUCGCACUAUACAUUCUUCUUUAAUUUUCACUAUGCAUUUCGGAAUAAAGCAAAAUACCAUUACGAUAUUUUCAAGUGCGUCAGUUUCGAGUUAGCAAGCAAGUAAGCAAAGAAAGAAAUAAAAACCCCACUGUAGUAGGGUGACCUAGUAAAGGAAAUCUAAGUUAAGCGUUAAGUACACAGCACCGACUGACACACGGCAAGCGCCCACGCAAGAAGCACCGCCACGCAGUUUCCACGGCUGGCUGGCUGUCGUCGUUUUUUGUGUUUAAACCAAGAAUACUACUAAUAAAGCAACAUUUUCUGCCAGA